CCUCAAAUUACGAGAAAUAAUUUGAACAGUCUUAACUGCUAUUUUUAAUUAGGAGUGUUGCGAUAUAAAAUCUUAACAAAAUAUGCAGAAUAAAAGUAUUAUGGGAGCGUCAAAUCGACGUCAUGAUAGGAGAACAAUGGCUGCAUUUGACUUUGCUGUGCCACAAAAUGUUGGUUCAAGAAAAGCACUAUUGGAUAGAUUAUCUGUAUUUUCUACUCAGUCAGUUGACGCUGAUUGCAACAAUACAGAAUUACAACUCCUUUAUGAUGAAUAUUUACAAAAAAUAAUGAUAGAAAAUAUCUUAGAAAAGAAAACACAGAAGAAGAAGAAGUCAUUUUCCUUGCAGCUAACAAAAAUUGCUAAGGAACUUGAUCAUGUUGAAGAAAAAUUAUUUAAACUAGAAACCAGAGAGAGAGAUAUAAUAAAUUUAACUAUGCUGCAGAAUGAUAUAGACAAACAAAUUGCAAAUGCAAAGAAGUCUAUAAAAAGGGAAUAUAUUGAAAAGCUGGAAAAUACUUUAUCUCAAUUACAUUCUUUUCUGCAACGUUUCGAUGUACUUCAAUAUAGCAAUAUAAUUCUUCCUGAAACACCUGAAGAGUGGGAGGAAGCAAUCCAAACAUUAAAAUCUUGCAGUGAUACUUUAAAGUCUAGUGUGUCUAUAAUUGAAUCAAAAACUGAUACAUAUAAAAGUGUUAAUGAUGGCAUUACAAAUUUCUUAAAUAUCCAUAGCACUAUUGAAAAUCUUCACAAAAGGUUAGGAAAAGAAAUUGGCGAGUUACAAGCUCUUGCAUUGAAAAUUGCAUCUUUGGCUUUAGCAUAA
This is a messenger RNA of Colletes gigas, 820 nucleotides long. RefSeq lists its product as uncharacterized. NCBI's taxonomy places the organism in Eukaryota, Metazoa, Arthropoda, Insecta, Hymenoptera, Colletidae. The transcript is spliced from 5 exons. Bases 83 to 820 code for a protein of 245 amino acids. The record is from RefSeq and is a predicted model, not a curated record.